UCUAAACGUUGCCUUGCUGCAGCCUACGAUGUUCUAGAAUUAACACUGCGGACGCGUCUUAAGGGUAUCCGUCCUAAACACGAGACAACAUUAGUUAACCAAAAGCUCAGCCCUAUUGAAGAGCAGUCCCUUAUUCAGUGGAUCUUAGACCUUGACUGUCGCGGGUUUCCACCCCAGAUUAUUGACGUACGACGUAUGGCAGACGCGCUACUCGCUGGCCGCGGCCAAGAUCCUCCUCCCCCACCUAUUGGCAAGUGCUGGGUGUCACGCUUCAUCAACCGUCAGCCAGAGCUUCAGACAAAAUGGAAUAGGAAAUUCCACUCUCAGAGGGCACGCUGUGAAGAUCCUGUCAGGAUUAGCGCGUGGUUCAGGCUGGUAGAGGAGACACGCCUCACAUAUAGGAUACCUGAUGAGGACGUCUACAACUUUGAUAAGACUGGGUUCAUGAUGGGGGUGGCUUCAACGUCAAAGGUAGUCACCAGCUCUGACACAGUUGGUCGCGCUACUGUUGUUCAGCCAGGCAAUCGCGAGUGGGUGACGACAAUUGAGUGUGUCAACGCGUCAGGUUGGUCUAUCCCACCCUUCUUGAUACUAGCAGGGAAGCUCCACCAGGCCAGCUGGUAUCAAGACCUCCCACCUGACUGGACUGUUGCUGUUAGUGACAACGGCUGGACAACAGAUGAGCUAGGCCUUGACUGGGUGAAGCACUUCAACAGGCACACACAGACUCGCUCAUCAGGUGCUCGUCGGCUACUCAUCCUUGAUGGCCACAGCAGCCAUGCUACACCUGAGUUUGAUCAGUACUGUGCAGACAACCUAAUCAUCACUCUCUGUAUGCCUCCUCACACCUCACACCUCCUCCAGCCACUUGACGUUGGCUGCUACUCUCCUCUUAAGGUGCUGUACGGACAUGAGGUGUCUGAGCUUGCCCGCCAGAGCAUCUUCGAUGUUGACAAGCUUGACUUCCUAUGGAUGUACCUGAGGAUUAGACCAACUGCUCUAUCAGAGAGCAAUAUCAAGGCUGGGUUUCAAGCUACAGGGCUUAUCCCAUUCAAUCCAGAGCGUGUCCUAACGUGCCUUACUGUAGUUAGGACACCAUCACCACCAGGGACAACAGCAGCAGAUAGAGCGCCAUGGACAGCAGAGACACCACGUACAGUUGACCAGCUUCAGCAGCAAGCUCGCCUUGUUCAAGAUCUCCUUAAGCGUCAAUCACAAAGCCCAACUAGUCAAGCUAUCUCUCAGCUUGUGAAAGGCUGUCAGCUCGCAAUGCAAUCCGCAACAAUCCUAGCUCAAGAGAAUACAAAGCUACGUGCUUCAAACCAACGCCAGCAACGUAAGCGUCAAAGGCGUAGACAAUAUAUAGCACGGGGAGGAGCUCUACAGGUUGAGCAAGCUCAAUUACUAGUCUUACAGGCUGACAAUGUGGUUGAAGAGGAGGUCCAGGCUGAUGCUGCCCCGCGACGUCAGCGAGCACCACCAACGUGUAGCAAAUGCCACGUGCAAGGCCACAAUAGGACUCAAUGUAGA
Messenger RNA from Didymella exigua CBS 183.55, 1530 nucleotides. Its product is annotated as transposase. The transcript has a single exon. Gene Ontology annotation, cellular component: nucleus. The record is from RefSeq and is a predicted model, not a curated record. The annotation marks the transcript as partial. Gene Ontology annotation, molecular function: DNA binding. NCBI's taxonomy places the organism in Eukaryota, Fungi, Ascomycota, Dothideomycetes, Pleosporales, Didymellaceae.